CAGCUCUCUUCCUGUUUCGCAUGAAAUCAAUAAACUGCAGCAGUCUCUCAAUGAGGAAGAGAGAAAAAGCGUCGGUAGUAAUAAUAAUAACCAGAGCUGCUGCUCACAAGACCUCAGCAUGUGAUAUUGAUUAGUAAGGGAAGAAAACAUCCUGCAGGAGAACCGCUGCUUUGUUUUCACAGCCAUUAAGCAGUAUUCCAAUGGAUGAAGUCUGCAGAAGAGUAAUUUAACCAAACAGAGUGGAAAGAACCGCAGUUUUAUUUAAAUUUACAUCCUAGAAGUAGGAGCAAACAUGGUGCAUGUCUACAACUGCCAUCCUUUCGCUUCGCAGCAGAUUGUACAGGUGGAACAGGAACCUGGACUCGUGUGCUGUGGAGGCGGGGCGCUGUUUGUUGUGACAACAGGAGGAUGCAAGGUGGAGGUGUACAAUUUGGAAACGGACGGCUGCCCUCUGAUAUGCCGCUUUGCUAGCAUGGGCACAGUGAGGAGGAUCCAGCACAGCUCCAUCGGAGACUACUUGGUAACCAUAGAGGAAAAAAACAGCGCCACCUAUCUGAGAGUUUACACAAACUGGCGGCACCAGGCGGAGGAGAAGUCCCGUGUUGGGGUGCGUUUAUUGGGCCACUUGCUCCGCGGCGCGUCCGUCUGGGGCGGAGUGCAGAUGGAGAUCAUUGAGAUCCCGCUGUCGGAGCGUCCCGUCUCCCUGGCAUGCUGCGCGGUGACUGGAGACCUGCUGGUGGGCUGCGAGAACACGCUGGUUCUUUUCGCUUUGAGGAGACACACCCAGCAGAACCUGCAGAACCAGCAGAACCUCCAGAGCUCCUGGUCCAACUCGGAGCAGAGCUGCAGCCAGACUCCAGGUCGAACUUCUGGUCAGAAUCAGGACCUUCCUGUGUUGGACUUUGAACGUUCGGUCAUCCUGCAUCUCUCCAAAAUGACUCCUAAGCAGGUGGCGCUGUGUGGAGGCUAUGUGGCAGUCCAGGCCGAGCUUGAAGUUCUGGUUCUGAAACUGGAAGAAACAGCUGAGGCCACAGGCGUAGAGGAGCCAUCAGGUUCCUUUAAAAGUGAAGAUUAUCCAGAAGAGCAGAGCGACUUCCUGCUGGUUCCGAAGCACCAGGAGCUGCUGGGCGACCGAGCCAGAACCUGCGACGUCCCGGUCAGCGUGGAGCAGACCGGACUGGAGGACCGCRGGCGCUACAUGCUCUYCUACCUUCUGUUCAGGCGUUUCACUCCAGAGUUCUUUCAAGGCUGCAGUGUGGAGGAGACGCAGCUCCACUCGCUGCAGCUCCACCCCGUCUUCACCAGUAAUCAGUCGGCGUCUGUGGACGAACCGGCCUGCAUGUUCUGCUUCUUCUCUCUUCCCAAUGCGGGAUACCUGUACAGUCUGAGGGGCGGAGUCGAGCUCCUCUCCACCUAUCAGUAUCCAGAGAAGGUGCUGCAGGCGGUGCUCACAGAUCACCUGUUGCACGUCAUAACCAGGAACGCGCUGCAGUCGUUUACGGUGCGUUGUGCCGCAGCAGCAGCCAGGGUUGAAGACCCCUACAUUGACACCACCAUGAAGGCUUGUCCACCGUGCAGCCUGGAGGUGUGUGCGCUCAGAAUGCAGUUAUUUAUUGGUCUGCGGACUCUGUGUGUCUACGGCCGCCAUGUUGUCCUCCUCUCCACUGCUGACACAGAAGCCCCAGAGGAAGCAGAACGCCACACACAGCGCCGGGGCCUCGAUUUGAAAGAGCACAACAUGCUGACUGGUAUUUUCCUUGCGGUGGGAAUCGAUCCCGCAACCACCCCUGCUCUGGAGAACCUCCUGUCACGCCCCUUCCUGAGCAGGAGGUGGGCCAUCUCCUCCCCCAGAGAAACCAGUCCUGUGGGACACGGGUGGAAUCUGUACGUUGUCGACACCGUACCUGCCAUCACGCUCUAUCAGGAGAUGGUUGAGUACAGCCAGCGCUACGCAGAGACGAACCCACAGGGCCUGAGUCUUCGUCACCUCCUCAGCGAAGCCCACCUCCUCCUCCGCUCCUCCCUGCUGGAGUCGUCAGAGCAGCGGCAGGCCGGCGAAGCCGCCGGGAAGAUGGCCGCCCAGACGCACAGGGAGGAGCUGGAGGAGGCGUUCAGGCAGAACUGCGCCCAGCUUGGAGACAGUUUCAGCAGGGGCGGUCAGAAGGAUUACCACCUGGCUUUGCCGUACUACAGGAUGUCCGGUCUGUCGGUCACUGAGGUCAUGUCCAGAAACCGUCCGCUCCCAGGCAGCCCUCACUCCUACGGACCCGGUUUCCUGUUUUAUCUGAGAAAUUAUCUGUUAGAGGAAACGGACCAGAGCCUCAGUCAAGAAGACGCAGAUGAGGUCACUAGAAUUUUCAGCCAAUCAGAGCCCUCGAUGCUGGUCAGCGUGUGCGCCAGCCCGUGCAUGAUGAACGUCGACCCGGCUGCAGCGCUGCAGAUUUUACAGCGUCUGGAGGAAGCGGCUGGCGUGUCGGUGCCUCUGACGAUCACCAUGGCGACCAUGAUGCUGCGCCUGGGCAACGUGGCGCCGUACACGGAGCUGAUGGAGCGGCACGCCGAGAUGCUGCUGGUGUACGGGUUCAUCGAGGAGCCGAGGUUGCUGCUGCACGCAGGGGGAGGAAGAGGAGGAGGAGGAAGAGGAGGAGGGAAACACCCUCAGGUGUGUCCGACGGCGUUGGCCGGCCAGCUGGCCGACUCCCAGCCUGGACUCCUGGUGGCGGCCAUGGUGGCUUUACACGAGAACAACAAGGUUCAGCUGGAGCCGGCAGAUCACGUCUUUAAGGAGCUGGGAUGUGAGAGCAGCCUGCAGGUGGACUUCUGGGAGGCGAUGCUCAUGGCGUCCUCCCAGGACGCCGUCAUCCAGGAGCUUCUGUUCCGACUCGCUUCGGUUUACAUCGACCGACUGACGGCCGGCGAGUCCCCAACACAACACAAGUCGCUGAAAAGUGCGGAUGACCUGAUCUGCUGCUGCUCUCAUUACGGCGCCCUCUACCCGUGGCUCACCGUCCUGAACCCGGCUCACACUUCCAGCUACCAACACCAGGAGGCGCUGCACAAACUGCAGUCGUUGCUCUGCGGUCCGUCCCUCUCCAUCGGAAACGUCGCUCCUCUGUUGGAGAGUCUGUCGGAGGAAACGCUGUGGGGCUUCAGCCUGCACCUCCUCUGUGCCACCAGAAGGGGGCAGUAUGGCCGCAGCAUUGAGCGGCUGCUGGACCGCUGUCCUCAGGCCAUCAUCGCCUACGCCAACCACCAGCUGCAGGACAAACACAUGGCUCUCUGGUGGCAGAAGCUUCUUCCUGAGCUGUGCAGCCGGACGAGAGCGGCCGCUGACGACGGCGUCCUGCUCGGAGCGCUGAAAGAGACGCUGGUGGUGGUUGCCAUGGAGACGAGCCCGGCAGAGUUCCUGGAGCUCCUGCCGGACGACGGCUCGGCGUCGUACUUCCUGCCUCACCUGUUGACGUGCGGCCAGAGACACCUGCCGGCCUGAGAGGCGCCGACUCGGCAGGAACGGAAACGCAGAGCAAACAUUCGAUCAUGACGGAUGAAUCUGAAAGCGACUUCCUGUUCCUGUUCCUGCUGCUGCUGCGGAGUCGGAACAACAUUUUAGCUUUUCCCUAAGAAUAUCAGGAUGUGAAGUUUUAAAGUGCUUGAUGUAAAUCUGAAUCUUUUAAUCAGUUUUAUGGCUGUAAAAUCAUAGACUGGUGAUUAUUUUAUCAUGGAUUCCAAUCAAACUUCACUUCCUGCUUCAUUUCAUCAUGUCUGAGUAAAACAUCUGUAAGAUGAGAAGAAACAUCUGAAAUAUGAGAAGAAACAUCUGUAAGAUGAGAUGAAAUAUCUGUAAGAUGAGAUGUCUUGUUUAAAUGGCGAGAGCAAAGUCUCUUUUUUUUUAGCUUUUUUUUCUUUGGUAUUUAUUGAAAAUAAAUCUUUUAUCCAAACUACA
This is a messenger RNA of Poecilia reticulata (guppy), 3943 nucleotides long. RefSeq names its product HPS3 biogenesis of lysosomal organelles complex 2 subunit 1 (gene hps3). Gene Ontology annotation, biological process: organelle organization. NCBI's taxonomy places the organism in Eukaryota, Metazoa, Chordata, Actinopteri, Cyprinodontiformes, Poeciliidae. The record is from RefSeq and is a predicted model, not a curated record. Gene Ontology annotation, cellular component: cytoplasm.